Molecule: messenger RNA, 717 nt
Organism: Sphenostylis stenocarpa
Lineage: Eukaryota; Viridiplantae; Streptophyta; Magnoliopsida; Fabales; Fabaceae
Source: the annotation of a GenBank genome assembly
AUGUGUUGGUUUCUUGUAAUUGUGUUUCUCAGUCUCUCAUAUGGAAGUGUUUCAGAGGCAAAUGACAACAAGCUUUCUUCUGCUGUUGUGGUUGGCACUGUCUACUGUGACACAUGUUCUCAACAGGAUUUCUCCACCAGAAACCCUUUUAUUUCAGGUGCCUCAGUAGGUGUAGAAUGCAGAGUUGGGAAUUCAAUACCAGGUUUCAAGAAAGAAGUGAAGACAGAUGAAGACGGUGAAUUCAAAGUGAAGCUACCAUUCAAAGUGUGGAAACAUGCAAAGAGAGUCAAGGGAUGCACUUUCAAACUGAUAAGUAGCAGUGUGCUUCAUUGUGCUGUGCCCUCAGUUUCCACCUCUUCUUCAGUGAGUCUCAAGGCAAGGAAGCCAGGAGAACACAUCUUCUCAGCUGGCUUGUUCUCAUUCCAGCCUACUAAAAAGCCAGACUUUUGUAACCAUAAACAGAGUGCUCCAAACUCCAAGGAUCAUCAUGAUCAUGUGAAAAGUGAAUUUCCUCCAAAUCCAACUGAAAGUUCAUACAAAUCUCAAUCAGAUAAAAGUUCAACUAAAUCUACUACCCUUUUACCUCCCAUCCCAUUUUUACCUCCAGUCCCAUUUUUACCUCCCAUCCCAUUUUUACCACCAAUCCCAUUUCUACCACCAAUUCCAUUCCUUCCCCCAAACCCAUUUGUACCACCGAGCCCUCACUCACGUUCCUAA